UCUAAACAAGGAUCGGGUGGGUUCAGAAAACGAAAGCAUGACAAUUUUCCACAUGGUCAAAGAAGAGAGGAAAAAGAGAAUGUUAAGCCAUCUUCAGCUGUGAUGACAUCUUUUAAGUCAUUUCAGCUGGAGCUUGACACCAGGCAUGAUAAAUAUGAACGGCUCGUGAAACUCAGUCGUGAUAUAACUAUCGAAAGCAAAAGAACAAUAUUUCUGCUACACAGGUUUACCAGUGCUCCAAGUGGGGAAGAAAUACUCAAUGAAUCUGAAGUCAAGCUAGAUGCUGUCCGACGGAAGAUUAAGCAGGUUGCACAAGAGCUGAUUGGGGAAGACAUGUAUCAGUUUCACAGAGCUAUAUCUCCAGGACUUCAAGAAUAUGUUGAGGCAGUCUCAUUUCAGUAUUUUAUCAAAACACGAACUUUGAUUAGUGUUGAAGAGAUCAAUAAACAACUAAUAUUUACAGCAGACGAUAGAGAAGAAACAACAAGCACGACCUCCAAUUCCCAUGAUAAACAAGCACACACUUGGAGCCUGAAGGUAACACCUGUGGAUUACCUGCUGGGAGUGGCUGACCUGACCGGAGAGCUGAUGCGGCUGUGCAUCAGCAGUGUUGGAAAUGGUGACAUAGACACACCUUUUGAACUGAGCCAGUUCUUACGUCAGAUUUAUGAUGGUUUUACUUUCAUUGGCAACACUGGACCUUACGAAGUAUCGAAGAAGCUGUACACCUUGAAACAGAGUCUGGCAAAAGUAGAGAAUGCCUGCUACACGUUAAAAGUACGGGGAUCUGAAAUCCCAAAGCACAUGCUGGCUGAUGUGUUCUCCACCAAAUCAGAAUUGAUUGACCAAGAGGAGGGUCUUUCUUAAAAUAAGAAGACUGUUGCAACUCAGAAGGAAAGAGGACUCAGAGGAAGCUUUCUAGUUACGGUUUGUGGGGUUUUGACCUUUCUCAAAGCUUUUUAGGUAGAGACAUUUUUAGUUUUGUCUUUGAGAACAUUGUUUGCAGUGGUAAUUUGUAACCAAAAGUACUUUUUAUGAUGUGCAAGAGAACAAAUGUUUGACUUUGUUCUCUUGGUGUGGAAUUUCCUGUAUUGCUCCAUUGUAUGUUCUUUCAGAAUGACCAAAAUUUCCUCUGCCCUAUACAACAGUGACUGUCAGUCACUGUCAGUUGUGUGAGUGACCUCAAACUCUUGUGGUUGCUGUUAUCAGUUUUCAGGAAGCACAGCAUUGGAAAAAAAUAUGGUUAGGUACUGUUACUUAGCAUUAUCUAUACAUUUCUGCUGACCUGCUUUCUGAGAAUUUGGGUUCUAUACU
Molecule: messenger RNA, 1314 nt
Organism: Chaetura pelagica (chimney swift)
Lineage: Eukaryota; Metazoa; Chordata; Aves; Apodiformes; Apodidae
Gene: TSNAX
Product: translin-associated factor X
Exons: 6
Coding region: 103-867 (254 amino acids)
Cellular component (GO): nucleus; cytoplasm
Molecular function (GO): sequence-specific DNA binding; RNA endonuclease activity; RNA binding
Source: RefSeq, a predicted model, not a curated record